Penaeus monodon (black tiger shrimp) is the source of this 1905-nucleotide messenger RNA. RefSeq lists its product as uncharacterized. The record is from RefSeq and is a predicted model, not a curated record. The transcript is spliced from 7 exons. Bases 1 to 1905 code for a protein of 634 amino acids. Lineage: Eukaryota; Metazoa; Arthropoda; Malacostraca; Decapoda; Penaeidae.
AUGGCAGCUCGUAGAUUUAACUGCGAGUUCGCCAGUGAGCAAUUCUGCUGCGUCCAACGCUUCUCACACUCCGCCGACCCCAAAGGCAACAAUCCAACCUCCGAAAGUAUUACCAGCAGAUGCGAGUCCCCAACAUUUCCGGGAAUGGAAGCGCGAAUGGUCCGAUUAUGCUGUCAUGAUAAAAAGGCUGCCCUGAAGCAGAAGUCUAAGAUGAGACCAAGCUCACCUUUGCCUAGUAAAGUCUGCAACUGCUGUGGUCGUCAACAUGAAAAAGGUCUAUGCAGAGCAUAUACUUCCACAUGUCGUGCUUGUGGCAAGAUAGGCCAUUGGCAUUCUACUGCAAAGUGUCCUGCCAGGAAUGCCAGAUUGUCACAUGCCAGGAAUGUCACUUCUACUGCACGACCUAAACCUCAGCCUUCCCCUAAAGUCUGCGUAUCUAUUCGGCAUAAUGAUUCAUCGGGUAGUCUUGCCAUCAUCCCUGACACAGGUGCAGACACAACUGUCAUUGGACUCAAGCAUCUUAGUAGUCUUGGACUUUCGAAAGAAGACUUGGCACCACCAGCAGAGACAGUGUACUACAAUGCAAAUGGGUCACAGAUGCCACCAGUGGCUGGAUCAUUUUGUGGAACUAUCACCUAUGGCGACCGUUCGACUACAUGUUGGAUUGAUGUACAGCCUUCGCUUACGACCCCGCUGCUCUCUUGGAAGGAGUGCAAGGAUUUGGGGAUUGUUCCGGACUAUUUCCUCAGGCAAAUGUCGGAUGUGCACAUGACCAAUCGAGUCCAUGGUCCGGAUAGUACGCCAGUAUUGAACCCCUCUCAGUUGCUGCCUUUACCGCUGGACCAGUUGAAGUCACCUGAAGAAGCAAGGAAGUAUUUUCUGCAUCAGUAUGCAGACGUCUUGCCAGUAGAGGAUGAACCAUCAGAUUGGUGUCAUCCAAUGGUUGUUGUCCCAAAAGUGAAUGGUGGUGUUCUUAUUACCACAGACCUGUCAAAACUCAACAGGUAUUGUCGUGGCCCCAUGGGUUUUGCUGCAACAGGAGACGCCUUUUGUCUCCGAGGUGACAGGGCACUUCAGGGAGUAACGAACUGCAUCAAAGUUGUGGAUGACAUUCUCCUACAUGAUGAGGACUACAUCUCACACCUUCAACGUGUAAAUGAAGUCCUGUCAAGGUGUCAUCAGCACGGGACAACACUUAAUGCAGAGUUCAUUGUGGCUGCAUCUGAGGCCAGCUUCUGUGGGUACAAACUAUCAAGAUAUGGUAUUGAAGCAGACCCAGAGAAGGUGAGGGCCAUCACAGAGUUUCCUACCCCUGCGAACUUAACAGAUCUUCGGUCAUUUAUGGGCUUGCCACCCAUACUCGCGACGUUUGAUCCAGCUCUUCCUACCAUUCUGCAGACCGACGCCUCUAGACUCUAUGGCCUCGGCUAUGUGUUGCUGCAGGACUACGGUGCUGGAAGAUACAAGAUGGUGCAAUGUGGAUUUCGUUUCUUGACGGACACAGAAACACGGUAUGCGACCAUCGAAUUGGAAAUGCAAGCUGUCGUUUGGGCUAUCAGCAAGUGCAAGUUCUAUCUUCGUGGACUUCAGCUCUUCAGUUUGAUGACAGAUCACCGUCCAUUGGUUCCUAUUUUGAACCAUUAUUCUCUGGAUGCUAUUGAAAAUCCUCGCCUCCAGCGCAUGAAGGAUAAAAUCGCACCCUACAUUUUUACUGCAAUGUGGCGUGCAGGUAAGGAGUUGUGCAUUCCUGAUGCCCUCUCCCGGUCACCUGUGAGUCACCCAACGGUGGAAGAUGGUACCUUCAAUACUGAGAUGGACACUUCUGUCAAGAUUGCGGCUUUGCAUGCUGUCAAAUCUUUUCAUGCAUCAGACGCUAUAGACAAGCAAGAGGAUCUCUUCAUGUAA